GCAUCUUCUGGCCAGUUCCAGCUAGGGAGACGGCUCUCAGAGGCAGAAACUGGGCUCUAAACACAGUGGGCGGAGGGAGGCAGGAUGGGUUUUAACUUGAGUGAGUGGGUAAGGAGACGGAAGCAUGAGAGAGAGAGAUCGAAUAGCAACUGAAACAGAAGAGGAAGUAGACGAGCAGGGGAACGGAUGGGCAGAGCUGCAAGCUUCCCAGUGUUGGUCUCAUCACUCGCCGACUGCCAAAACCUCCCUGUUAUUACCAUCCUCAGCUGCCCGUUCCACUUUGAUGUUCCACGCACUCCACAUGCAACUUGCCCAGGCAAAAGGGAAGCUGAGGUGCUGCUCCCGAACAUGGCUGGGGGUGAUCCUGCUGAUGGCCAUCUUCCUUGGCUACUUUAGCCAGGGUUUCUUGGAUCUAAAAGGCAAUCAUCUGGAUCUUCCAACAGAGCAGCCAAGCUGUGCCACAUACCAGAAUGACCUGCCGGUUGUGAAGCUAAUGAGGAUGAUUUACCCCAAACCACAAGUUCUACAUCCCCCGAGAAAUGACGUCCUGGUAAUUACUCCCUGGCUUGCUCCAGUGGUCUGGGAAGGAACUUUUAACAUUGACAUCAUAAAUGAGCAAUUCAAGCAAAGGAACAUCACUGUGGGACUGACGGUGUUUGCCAUCAAAAAGUACGUGGUCUUCCUGAAGUUGUUCCUGGAAACCGCAGAGAAGCACUUCAUGGUGGGGCACAAGGUGAAUUAUUACGUCUACACAGACCGACCAGCUGACGUCCCUGCCGUCCCCCUCCGAGAGGGAAGGAAGUUGGUCGUCCUGGAAGUCCAGAAUUACGCCCGCUGGCAGGACGUCUCCAUGCACCGCAUGGAGAUGAUUAGCUACUUCGCCCAGCAACGCUUCCACCGGGAAGUAGACUAUCUUGUGUGCGCUGACGUAGAUAUGAAGUUCAGCGACCACGUCGGGGUGGAGAUUCUCAGCCCUCUGUUCGGCACUCUCCACCCGGGCUUCUACGGGGCCGAACGGAGAUCCUUCACCUACGAGCGGCGGCCUUUGUCUCAAGCCUACAUUCCCCCAGAUGAGGGGGACUUCUACUAUAUGGGGGCCUUUUUUGGAGGGACAGUGAACGAGGUGUACAAACUCACCAAGGAGUGUCACCAAGCCAUGAUGAUGGACAAGCGCAAUAACAUUGAAGCAGUUUGGCACGAUGAAAGCCACUUAAACAAAUAUUUGCUUUACCAUAAGCCAACCAAAGUUCUUUCCCCAGAAUACAUGUGGGAUGAGCAACUUCUGGGAAGGCCGGCCAUCCUUCAGAAAUUGAGGUAUGUUGCUGUGCCAAAGAACCAUGACGAAAUUCGGAACAGAUGAGAACCUUCCUCUGGAAAGGAUCGCUGAAAGAUUAUGAUAACAGACAUUUAAGACUUUGCCCUGAUUUCCUUCUUACUGUCUUUGUGAUCAGUUGAAAGAGAAGAAUGUAACCUCCUGCUUAUUCAGAAGACAGUUUGAACUAAUGUGGGAAAAAAAAUUUGUAUUCACUGCUAGCUAGUUCACUCAUUUAAAAAAAAUCACUUAAUCAGACUGCUUGUUUACAGAUUGUUUGAAUAGACUGUUCCACUCUUAAAUUGGUCACCCCAAAUGUUCUCCUGCCGAAGAGUCCAUUUUCAUGGUAUUUGGAAUAUUUAAAAUUGGGUUCUUCCAUGCUAAAUAAGAACAGGAGAAUAAAACCCAAGGGAGUCUCUUU
Tachyglossus aculeatus (Australian echidna) is the source of this 1733-nucleotide messenger RNA. Its product is annotated as histo-blood group ABO system transferase 2-like. Gene Ontology annotation, molecular function: hexosyltransferase activity. The record is from RefSeq and is a predicted model, not a curated record. The transcript has 7 exons. Bases 125 to 1360 code for a protein of 411 amino acids. NCBI's taxonomy places the organism in Eukaryota, Metazoa, Chordata, Mammalia, Monotremata, Tachyglossidae. Gene Ontology annotation, cellular component: Golgi apparatus; membrane; vesicle. Gene Ontology annotation, biological process: carbohydrate metabolic process.